CAUUUCCUGGGUCUGCGGGCCCUGACCACAGCCUCCACUGCCUGCUCACUUCCCAUCCUCCUCCUGCACCGCGGACAUGUAGGGGAUUGGAGUGUGUUCCUACGGAGAUACACUGAAGUCCUAACCUCCAGGACCUAUAUCUUAGUCUGUUUUUUAUUGCUAAUAAUACAGUACCACCAACUGGGUCAAUUAUAAAGAAAAGAGGGUUGUUUGGAGUCAUGAUUCUGGUCCAAGGUUGAGGGCUUUCUUGCUUGCAGAGUCCCAAAUGGUGCAGGGCAUCCCUGGCAAGACAUGGGAGCACACAGGUCUGUCUCCGCCAGUCCUUUUCCUGCUUUUAAAGCCACUAGGACAGUCAUGGUGACCUACACCUGUAAACCCAGAAUUUAGGAGGCUGAGGCAGGAGGAUUAUUGCAAGUACGAGGCCAGUCUGGGCUCCAUAGUGAGUAUACAUCCAUAUACUGAGACCCUGCAGCCAAAAAACAUAAAGCCACCAGGAUUCAGUCAUGAAUGACUUGAUGACCUUGUCUAAUCCUAAUCACCUCCUAAAGGCCUCACCCCUAAACAUCAUGGCUGAGUUAAAUUAAAUGUCUGCCCGAUUUCUGGGUGUGGUGGUGCACUCCUUUACCCUAGCACUUGGGAGGCUGAGGCAGAACUGUUGUGAGUUUGAGGCCAGUCUGGGCUACAAAGCAAGCUCAAGUCCAGCCUGAACUGCAUAGCAAAACUGUCUCAAAAAGACAAAAGAAAAAAAAUUUCUACCCUCUUAAUGCAUCACAAUGAGGAUUAAACUCCAACAUCAGUUUCAGAAGGGCACAAAACAUUCAAAUCAUAGCAGUUUAUAAAUGUGACUUUAUAAACGUAUGCAUGCUUGGGUGUAUCUAUUUAUUUUUGGUUUCUGGGACAGGGUCUCACUGUGUAGCCCAGCCCGCCUUGCAGUGAUCCUCCUGCCUUAGCCUCCCAAGCGUUAGGAUUUCAGGUGUGCGCCACCACACAUAGCUCUUUACUGCAUUCUUUAAACAUUAAACAAAUAAUACAUAUUUAUCCUCAUGAGAAAAAGGGAAAAGAUAGCAUAAAAACUUCCCCAAUUUUAUUUCUAUUGAGUAAUCAUUAUUAAUAUUUUGUCAUCUAUUCAUCAAGACCUUUAUGUGAGCCAGUUUUAGGGAAGAGAAAACAUAGGGAAUCCCCUCCGUGCUAAGGAAACUAUUUCUAGUAACAGGAGGGUUCCCAGGAAGCCCUAAUGUGUCUUCCUGGGGCUGCCUGUGAUGUGGAGAAAGGCCCAAGCAAGAGGCUAACCUGGGUGAGAAUGAACUCCUCCCUGUGCUCCAAUCAGCACAGCAGCCAGGGACGCUCCCUCCACCUAGGGACAUUGGAGACAUAGGAUGUGGCACUGGCACCUGGCAUCCUGACUCGGGAAACCAAGGCGCAGUACAAGCUGGGCUUCAAAUCCUCUCUCUUUUGCUCACUGGGGCAAGCUAUUGCACCUCUCUGGUCCUCAGAUUACCCACAUCUAAAGUGGGGGUAGAAUUAUAGUUGCCCGACACAGUGGCUGGGAGGGCUGGGUGAAAAGACAGGUGUGUCGCUCAUAGGGAAAUGCUGUGGCAUUAUCCCUGUAGAGACGGGCCUGGCACGGCAUGGUUUAGCCCCCUCCACAGACGUUACAGCCACACAGGCCGCCUGUGCACAACUCUGACAGUUGUGGGGAUGACCGCCUCCUCUGUGGGCAGAGCCAGAGCGCAGAGCCAAAGGCCCAGUCCUCUGCUAGCUCCUCCCCCAGGCCCUUUCUCUUUUCCAGGAAAUAUCUGUGCCUAUUUCUCCACCCCUUCCCGACGUCUAGUAUUCAGAGAAGCGAGUCUGCAUCUGGCUAUCUGCAUCCAUAGGCAAGGAGCCCUUGUGCAUGGCCUGUGGCCCUGUGUGCUGCCCUGCUGGAACUUAGAGGCUGAAGGGACCCUGGUAUGCAGGGCUAUGGCUUCAGCUCUGAACACCCUGGCAAUGGCAUGAAGCUUUUCCCAGCCUUACAUACAGCCUAGACCCAGGUGGCACCCAGAGAGGCUCCAGUCGCUUCUAGUGGCCAUCGUACAAGCUGGUCCUUUGCUGCCUGUGGUCUUCUAAGAAGAAACUGUCCAGGAGGCAGAAGAUGCCGUGCUCCAGCCUGCAUCCAUCCAUCCCACGUCCCAGGGGUCACAGGGCCCAGCAGGCAGCUUUGGUUCUGCUAGGGGUCUGUCUGGUGAUCCUGUGGGGCACGGGGGAGCCGCCGGACCACACUCUCCGGUACCUGGUGUUGUACCUCGCCUCCCUGCAGCUGGGCCUGCUGUUGAAAGAAGUCUGUUAUCUGGCUGAGGAGCUGUGUCACAUCCAAUCCAGGUAUUCGGGCAGCUCCUGGAAAGCCGUGCGGGCCUGCCUGGGCUGCCCCAUCCGCUCUGGGGCUGUGCUGCUGCUGUCCUGCUAUUUGUCCAGCUCCCUCCCCACUGACUCUGGAAAGCCCUUCUGGUGGACACUUGCACUGCUGGGUCUCUCAAAAGCUGUCACCAUCCUUCUGGGCCUCCAGCCCCUGGCUCCAGCUGAGAUCUCUGCCAUCUGUGAAAAACAAAACUUCAAUGUGGCCCACGGGCUGGCAUGGUCCUAUUACGUUGGGUACCUGAAGCUGAUCCUGCCAGGGCUCCAGGCUCGGAUCCAAGCUUACAAUAAGUUCCAAAACAACACAUUUCGGGGUACAGGGAGCCAAAGGCUGUACAUCCUCUGCCCAUUGGACUGUGGGGUACCUGAUGACCUGAGCAGGGUGGACCCCAACAUUCGCUUCCUGCAUGCGCUGCCUGAGGAGCAGGCUGACCGUGCUGGCAUCAAAGGGCGAGUUUAUUCAAACAGUGUCUACGAGCUUCUGGAAAAUGGGCAGCCGGUGGGUGCCUAUGUUCUGGAGUACGCCACCCCCUUGCAGACCUUGUUUGCAAUGUCACAGGACAGCAGGGCUGGCUUUAGCCGGGAUGAUCGGCUUGAGCAGGCCAAACUCUUCUGCCGGACACUGGAAGACAUCCUGGCAGAGGUCCCGGAAUAUCAGAACAAGUGUCGCCUCAUUGUCUACCAAGAACCUGCGGAGGGAAGCAGCUUCUUGCUGUCCCAGGAGGUUCUCCGGCACCUGCGGCAGGAGGAAAGGGAGGAGGUCACUCUGGGCAGCUCGGGGACCUUGGCAGUGCCACACUCAACCACGCUGUCCCAGGAGCCCCAGCUCCUCAUCAGUGAGAUGGAACAGCCUCUCCCGCUUCGUACGGAUAUCUUCUAAGUGAGAGUCACCUCGCCUGAGGCUCCAGUGGCCCCCGAGAUUCUGGACUGGGGACUUCUUAAGGGGCUGCAUGUCCAGCAGAACCACUUCCUCCCUGGACUUGGUAUCUCCAGCAGAGUUCUGUAUGCUUGGCAAGGCUCACCUUGCUGAGCCUGUUUUCUCAUCUACAAAACAGGGAAACUCCUGCUGGGCCUGCCUCACACGGGGACUAUGUAGACGUGAAGUUCUGUGUAAAUUCUGACUGCCGGAAAGCUUAA
Molecule: messenger RNA, 3528 nt
Organism: Cavia porcellus (domestic guinea pig)
Lineage: Eukaryota; Metazoa; Chordata; Mammalia; Rodentia; Caviidae
Gene: Sting1
Product: stimulator of interferon response cGAMP interactor 1
Exons: 8
Coding region: 2132-3271 (379 amino acids)
Biological process (GO): defense response to virus; reticulophagy; autophagosome assembly
Cellular component (GO): autophagosome; endoplasmic reticulum membrane
Molecular function (GO): cyclic-di-GMP binding; 2',3'-cyclic GMP-AMP binding
Source: RefSeq, a predicted model, not a curated record